Messenger RNA from Oncorhynchus masou masou (cherry salmon), 1027 nucleotides. Its product is annotated as CD99 antigen-like protein 2. NCBI's taxonomy places the organism in Eukaryota, Metazoa, Chordata, Actinopteri, Salmoniformes, Salmonidae. Gene Ontology annotation, cellular component: plasma membrane. Bases 245 to 1027 code for a protein of 260 amino acids. The transcript has 11 exons. Gene Ontology annotation, biological process: homotypic cell-cell adhesion; T cell extravasation; positive regulation of neutrophil extravasation. The record is from RefSeq and is a predicted model, not a curated record.
GCACAGCGCCAUAUUCGCACUGCAGACUUUUGGGUUCAGUUGCAGCAAACUGUUUGCCACUGUCGCACGGGUGCCGCCAAAAAUAAAUAUUUUUUGGGGAGAUCAAACUAACAAAAAACUGUUAGAUUGCAGCAACCAGACUCACGGAUAAAAUAUACGUCGAUUUAUGGUUACAGUGUAAAGUUAUUGUAUCACUCGCUUCAGAACCAGUGUCGAUACAACACCGGACGGACGAAUUUCAAACAUGGGCACAUUUUCGGCAUGGUCGAUCUUUCUGGUGGUCUCGCUGCUUGCUGUGAAAGUCCUGUCCCAGGAGUUUGACCUGUCUGAUGCCUUGGAUUAUGGCGAUGUCACUAAAGCGCCAGCAGCAGCCACACCGAAACCCAAACCGGGAGCAGACCUGGACUUGUCAGAUUUCUUUGGAGAGGGUGACAAGAUUACCACCACCAAGGCUCCUUCUAAGGUUCCUCCUAAAGUCCCAGCAACCAAGGCCCCGCUCAAACCCAAACCCAAACCAGCAGGUGAUGAGUUUGACCUGAGUGAUGCACUGGACCCCAAAAACGACAUUGGAGGGAAGGACAAGAACAAGGGACAAGCAGAUAAAGGUUUCGGAGGCGGGGGCAAGGGUGCCGGAGCUUCCAACAACAGAGGGGGGAAUGGGGGUGGCUCCUUCUCAGACGAUGAUCUGUUUGACGUUGGAAAAGACAACACCUAUAACCCCGACAAAGGGAAAGGUGGACGCAAUGGUGGCCCAUCCACUGCUGAUGACAACAACUAUGACACCAUGGCGGAGACAGGAACCAUCGCGGGGAUCGUCAGUGCCGUUGGCGUGGCGCUGGUUGGCGCGGUUACAAGCUACAUCUCCUACCAGAAGAAGAAGUUCUGCUUCAGCAUACAACAGAGCCUGAAUGCAGACCUGGUGAAGACUGAUAACCCGGACGCUGUGGUGGCCACAGAACCACAAGUUCAACAGACUCUUCUGGAGCCCCCCAAUGCUGAACCCCCUAGUGAGGAGAACGCUGUCUAA